Molecule: messenger RNA, 1936 nt
Organism: Coregonus sp. 'balchen'
Lineage: Eukaryota; Metazoa; Chordata; Actinopteri; Salmoniformes; Salmonidae
Source: the annotation of a GenBank genome assembly
AUGCAUUUUACUUCUCUCUUCUCAGGCAUGGCGGCGAUUCGUAAGAAGCUGGUGAUCGUGGGAGAUGGUGCUUGUGGGAAGACCUGUCUGUUGAUAGUCUUCAGUAAAGACCAGUUCCCUGAGGUCUACGUUCCCACUGUCUUUGAGAACUAUGUGGCUGACAUUGAGGUGGACAGCAAACAGGUAAUGGAUACAGACUCAACCACACACUUUUAUUUCUCAGUUGAAGGUGUAAAUCAGGUUAGGUGAAAUAUGUAGCCCAAAUUGCUAGCUGGUUUUCAAGGUCGCGUCACUGUUGGUGUGUUCAAUAGUGCUGGUCUUGGCUAUCAUGGUAUCGGCUGGUUGGGAUUGGGCUAUGUUUAUCUGUACCUAUAGGGGCAGACGGGUAUAAUGGUAUGGCACAUGUUUGUUCAGUUAACCAAGUAUAUAAAUGUAUUAGGUGCAGCAUAUGCUUCUGAAUGAUGUAAGGAAUAUGUAAUCUAAAAUUGUAAUGUAAGACCCUAUGACACUUCAUUAGAUAGCGGCCUGUGUGAGUUAUAAACCCAGGUGUCCUGGCCUCAAUGUGGCUCGACUAGAAAUCUGGGACAUCUAGAUUUGAUUGGCUGAUGUAUUCUGCUUACCUUCAUGUGUCAUGCUUGUAGAAGUGUCUUGCUCUAAUUUGCUUUUCUCAUUUAAGCCACUUGCCCUUCUCGAAAAUGUCCAGUUAUCCAUUUUCAAAGAGUGACUCAUUUAUCAGAGAUGCAAUUUUUCCUGAUUUGUUGGGAGUUAGUGUUUUUCUGACAUUGUCCUCUAUCCAUUCCUCAUUGAAAUUGACCUACACCUAAAACUACUAUCCAAUUAUCCUGAUUUUCUAAACGAAGUCCUGUGUGCUCAUGAAAGUCUGCGGUAGGCAGACUUAAUUAUUGUACAAUGUAUAUUUUACUGAAUCAAUAUGUUUACAAGAUGGUCUAUGGUUUAUUUCUGUUGCCAGGGGUUUGCUGAUAAACCCAGUCACAGCUGACAUACACUUGCCACUUCAAGCAUAUCUGUAUGUGGGUUAACAGUGGUGGUUGUCUACUCUGUACUAGGUGGAGCUGGCUCUGUGGGAUACAGCUGGCCAAGAGGACUACGACAGGCUUCGCCCACUCUCCUACCCCGACACUGACGUAAUCCUCAUGUGUUUCUCCAUUGACAGCCCUGACAGCUUGGGUGAGCUUACACACUCACUCUCUUGCUAUUAUCCGCACAUGGUUUCCUUUUAUAGGUGGGUUGUUCAGCCCAUUCUGACUAGUGAAGUACUCACUCACACAUCCAAUACGCAUAGGACAGCAAUAGCUCUUCUCCACCUCCUCCCUCCGGUACACUACACACUACCCCAUAUCUUGCCAAAUGUACUGAGCGUUUGUGUGUGUGCUUGUCUGACCCUUGACCCUUUGGUUCUGUACAGAGAACAUUCCAGAGAAGUGGACUCCAGAGGUCAAACACUUCUGUCCCAACGUUCCCAUCAUCCUCGUAGGCAAUAAGAAGGACCUGCGCAACGAUGAACACACACGCCGGGAGCUGGCCAAGAUGAAACAGGUACGUAGAAAGGACAGGCAAAUAUUUUCCCACUCUCUACAAACUAAUGGGAUUAUAAACAAACUGGGAUGAGAGAAAAAUGGCCACGUUGGCUAAAAGCUUUCGGAAAACUCACCCUAAACCACACCAACUAUCUGUCACUCUUUCCGCAUGAUAUGGUCAGUGUUUUUUGGAUGUCCUGACAGUGCUUCUUAACUCUCUGUAGGAGCCAGUGAAGCCAGAGGAGGCCCGUGACAUGGCCAACAGGAUCGGAGCGUUCGGCUACAUGGAGUGCUCGGCGAAGACGAAGGAUGGCGUGCGGGAGGUGUUUGAGAUGGCCACCAGGGCGGCACUACAGGCCCGGAGGGGCAAGAAGAGCAAUAAAUGUCUCCUUCUGUAG